GCCAAAUUGAUAGAUUCCCGGUGGUCGGCGGAACCGCGGCCACGAGAACGAAGAGCUUUUCACACUACCUCCGAUGGUGUUCUCUAUCUCUCUCCUCUCUUCGACCACUUCGCUCACCACAUGGGCGAAUCAAUUAAGCUCUCAGUCUGGUAGUGCACCGAGAGAUUCGACAUGGCAAUAUGGUGUUUGUUUCCGUAAUCAGAAACGCAAAACUAAGCUCUACUUGAUUCCCGCCCGCCAUUUUUUAUUGACUCCAAUUGAUUCAGUCACCUCCUCAGAAAGUGCUUCAGUUCAUGCUACUUCUGGCGUUUCUGAAGUUCAAAGGUCUACUUCAAGCAACAAUGUUCAUGAGAUGGAAGAGUUUGAGAUGGAGUUGCAAGAGUUGUUCAAUGAAGUCAAGGCUAUGGUGAAGAUUGGUAAGGAAAGAGAUGCAGUGGACCUACUUCGAGCGAAUUAUGUUGCUGUGAAAGAAGAAAUGGAUUCCGGUUUGAAAGGUAUCGAACAAGCUGCUGUACUUGACAUCAUUGCGUUGGGGUAUAUGGCUGUUGGAGACUUGAAACCUAUCCCGGCAUUGCUUGAUAUGAUAAACAAGAUUGUUGAUAAUUUAAAAGACUCCGAGCCUCUUUUGGAUUCAGUACUUAUGCAUGUUGGCAGUAUGUAUUCGGCAAUAGGGAAGUUUGAAAACUCUAUACUCACGCAUCAAAGGGCUGUUCGUAUAUUAGAGAAUAGAUACGGUAAAGGCAAUACUUUACUUGUCACACCAUUACUUGGUUUGGCAAAGAUUUUUGCUUCUGAUGGAAAAGCCACUAAAGCGAUUGGUGUUUAUGAGCGUACGGUGACUAUCUUGGAACGGAAUAGAGGUUCUCAAAGUGAGGAUCUAGUGAUGCCGUUAUUUUCCCUCGGUAAACUUCUGCUCAAAGAAGGUAAAGCUGCUGAAGCAGAAAUUCAUUUUACCAGGAUUGUAAAUAUAUACAAGAAGAUAUACGGAGAGAAAGAUGGAAGAGUUGGCAUGGCCAUGUGUUCCCUUGCUAAUGCUAAGUGCUCAAAAGGCGAUGCAAAUGAAGCCGUUGAUAUCUACAAGAACGCUCUACGAAUAAUCAAAGAUUCAAUGGCAAUAGACAACAGUAUCUUGGAAAACAUGAGGACAGAUCUUGCUGAGCUGCUUCAUUUUGUUGGAAGGGGAGAUGAAGGACGAGAGUUACUAGAAGAAUGCCUAUUAAUAAACGAGAGAUUCAAAGGGAAAAACCAUCCUAGCAUGGCUACACAUCUUAUAAACCUUGCAGCAUCUUAUUCGCGUUCCAAGAAUUAUGUGGAGGCAGAACGAUUGCUAAGAACUUGUUUGAACAUCAUGGAGGAAUCAGUCGGUUCAGAAGAUCAGUCCAUAACCUUUCCAAUGCUAAAUCUUGCAGUCACUCUUUCUCAGUUGAACCGUGAUGAGGAAGCUGAGCAAGUAGCCUUAAAGGUUUUACGCAUCCGUGAGAAGGCAUUUGCCAAAGACUCUCUCCCUGUUGGAGAGGCUCUGGACUGUUUGGUGUCGAUCCAAGCGAGAUUAGGAAGAGACGAUGGAGAAAUACUGGGAUUGCUGAAAAGGGUUAUGAUGAUCCAAGAGGAAGAGUUUGGUUCUUCAGCUGAAGAACUCAUUGUUACUCUCCAAAAGAUUAUUCAUUUCUUGGAAAAAUUGGAGAUGAAAGAUGAGAAAUUUAAGUUUAGAAGAAGAUUAGCUUUGCUUAGAGAGAAACACAAGCAGAGUCUUAGCUUCUAGAAUAUAGUUAUCUUACUCUCUUUAAUAAGCUAAGAUUAAAUUAAUUGAUCUAUAUGUCGUGUUUCUUGAGUUUUGUCUAUUAAA
This is a messenger RNA of Arabidopsis lyrata subsp. lyrata, 1846 nucleotides long. RefSeq names its product nephrocystin-3. Gene Ontology annotation, biological process: chloroplast organization. The transcript is spliced from 9 exons. Bases 74 to 1762 code for a protein of 562 amino acids. Gene Ontology annotation, molecular function: protein binding. The record is from RefSeq and is a predicted model, not a curated record. Gene Ontology annotation, cellular component: chloroplast. NCBI's taxonomy places the organism in Eukaryota, Viridiplantae, Streptophyta, Magnoliopsida, Brassicales, Brassicaceae.